GUUGCUGUGGUGACGGGGGACGCGGCCGGUUGGAGCCCUGGAGCGGUGGCACCGGCGCCUCUGGGGGCUGCGGCCGCUGCAGGCAGGGCCGGGACGGGACCACCGCGCCUGAGCGCCGGUGGCUGCGCCCGUACCGCGGGGCCGGGAGCCGCUGCGCAGCCUGAACGCGGCGCCGUGUUGGGGGCGCGGCUCCCCAGGCCUGAGCCAAGGGGUCCUGCUGCCCUCGUCCUGCAGUAGCUGCACACCCGUGUUGACAUAGGGUCUGCCAUAGUCAAUAGUCACCGCAGGGCUUGACCUGUGGCUGCAGCUAAUGCCCGCAGAGCAAGAGAGGCUGUGACCUCAGCACAGAUUGGACAGGCUGGUUGUAUUAUCUAUGUUCUGAUACCACACAGCAUAGGUGAGCAGUAGAUGUUGAUAUGGACAGUGUUUCCACAGCCUCUUCUCUGCAAUACCUUGCCAAACUGCUUAGUGAUGCUCCAGGAGGAGAUGAUGAUGAUGAUGAACACAGGCUGCACUCUCCUGUUAAUGCCAUGACUCCUGCUAGUAUUGGACCAGCAAAGAAAGAGAACGCUGGUACUUUUCAGGUGAAAUCUGAAAACAGUAAAACUAUUUGGAAUACAGAGGAGGUCCCAGAAGGAUCUGAAUAUGAUGAUACCUGGGACCCUAGAGAACAGCCCGAGUAUCAGAUUUUAUUCAAACAACGUGUGGGAACAGAGGAUGUCUUAUUUGGGAUGAGCAGGAAAGACCCCUCCACAGCCUGCUGUGAAGAUAUAGUGAUUAAAAUCAAACUGCCAGAGACGAAGAACUCAGACAUCACAUUAGAUAUUCAGGACAAGGUUCUUGACCUUCGAACUCCCAAAAAGAAGCUGCUGCUGCACCUCCCCUACCGUGUAGACAGCAAGAAUGGGAAAGCUCGUUUUCUCUCUGAAGAGGAGACCUUGGAAGUCACCUUGAGAGUGUUGAGGGAGUUUGAUUUCAUAAAUUUUGGUUGAUGGAUAGAGAAAGAGAGAGAGUUUGCAGAAAGUAAUUUCUUAGUUUGAAGUUUUCAUGAAACCUAACUGAAAUAGUAGAUUGUUUCCCUUGAAACAGGAGGAAUAUCCCUGAAGAAACUGAACGAAUCAGGAAUAACAUAGCACCCAUAGAUUGUAUAAGCUGAGGCUGUCCAGCUCUAGUGCUGCUCUAGUUAAUGUCCUGCUUCCUUCAGUCUUAUACAGGCUCUGUGAAUCAGAAAAUGUGAGAUUACAGUUCUAUAAACCAGAGAAGGUUUUUUUGUGGUUAUGGCUGAUAAGUAGCGCAAUGAGGCUCUGGCCAAUGACCCUGGUACUUAGUUACUAUUGCAAAUGGUAAUAUUCUUGCUUGGCCUGCGAUGCUGGGGUGGGGGCCAGUUCAGAAUCUCCUCUUAGCUACUUCUUGAUGAGAAGAUCAAAGUUCUUCAGGGAUCCAUAUCCGCAUCUGAAGCUCCUUUACAGCGGCAGGACAACGUAACCUCUAUAGUUGGAUUGUUGAACAGUUCAGCUCUGUUUUUUUCAACAAAUGUUGGCAAUGGGUGGUUCAGUGUCACCAUUCACCUGUUGUCCCUCCAGCUAUUUUUCUGGUCUUUCUUGAUUAAUAAAGACUGUGUUCUAAUGAACAAUUCCAGUUACUUGUCA
Molecule: messenger RNA, 1649 nt
Organism: Strigops habroptila (Kakapo)
Lineage: Eukaryota; Metazoa; Chordata; Aves; Psittaciformes; Psittacidae
Gene: DNAAF6
Product: dynein axonemal assembly factor 6
Exons: 7
Coding region: 417-992 (191 amino acids)
Biological process (GO): axonemal dynein complex assembly; flagellated sperm motility
Cellular component (GO): cytoplasm
Molecular function (GO): protein-folding chaperone binding; dynein intermediate chain binding
Source: RefSeq, a predicted model, not a curated record